Messenger RNA from Aethalodelphis obliquidens (Pacific white-sided dolphin), 2999 nucleotides. RefSeq names its product HHIP like 1 (gene HHIPL1). Gene Ontology annotation, cellular component: membrane. The record is from RefSeq and is a predicted model, not a curated record. Lineage: Eukaryota; Metazoa; Chordata; Mammalia; Artiodactyla; Delphinidae. Bases 261 to 2057 code for a protein of 598 amino acids. The transcript has 8 exons.
CGAGUUCCGAGUUUUGCACCGCGCCCCUCUUCCUUCAGUCCCGCCGGGACGUCCCCGACCAGAGGUGACCUCCUAGCAGGGGAGGUCUCCAAACCCCAGGCCCUGCGGGGCGGGCGCCCCGGGAGGGUGCUGGCGGGGCGAGGGGCGGGCGCUCAGGGCGCGGCCGGCGGCUACUCGUGGGCCGCACUGGGCCGGGGGUGCCCUCCCUCCGCCUCUUCCUCCGCGGGCCGGGCCGGGCCGGGGCGGAGCGGGGCGGCGGCAUGGCGGGCCGGCGGGCCGGGGCCGGGACCGGGGUCUGGAGGCUGCUUGCGCUGCUGGCGCUGCGGGCGCUCGGCGCCGCGGCGCACCCGCAGUGCCUGGACUUCAGGCCGCCCUUCCGGCCCCCGCAGCCGCUGCGCUUCUGCGCGCAGUACUCGGCCUUCGGCUGCUGCGCUCCCGAGCACGACGCGGCGCUGGCCCGGCGCUUCGGGGCCCUGGCGGCGCGCGUGGACGCCGCGAUUUGGGCCGAGUGCGCCGGCUACGCGCUUGACCUGCUGUGCCAGGAAUGCUCGCCGUAUGCGGCCCACCUCUACGACGCAGAGGAUCCGUCCACGCCCCUGAGGACCGUGCCCGGGCUCUGCGAGGACUACUGCCUGGACCUGUGGCAGUCGUGCCGGGGCCUCUUCCGCCACCUGUCGCCCGACCGCGAGCUCUGGACGCUGGAGGGCAACCGUGCCAAGUUCUGCCGCUACCUGUCCCUGGACGACACGGACUACUGCUUCCCGUACCUGCUGGUCAAUGAGAACCUCAACUCCAACCUGGGCCGUGUGGUGGCCGACGCCAUGGGCUGCCUGCAGCUAUGUCUGGAGGAGGUGGCCAAUGGGCUGCGCAACCCCGUGGCCAUGGUCCAUGCCCAGGACGGCUCCCACCGCUUCUUCGUGGCCGAACAGCUGGGGCUGGUGUGGGUCUACCUGCCUGACCGCUCGCGGCUGGAGAAGCCCUUCCUGAACAUCAGCCGGGCCGUGCUCACCUCGCCCUGGGAGGGCGACGAGCGGGGCUUCCUGGGCCUCGCCUUCCACCCCCGCUUCCGGCACAAUGGCAAGCUCUACGUCUACUACUCAGUGGGUGUGGGCUUCCACGAGUGGAUACGCAUCAGCGAGUUCAGGGUCUCAGAGGAUGACAUGAACGCUGUGGACCACGACUCGGAGAGGAUAAUCCUGGAGAUCGAAGAACCAGCCUCGAACCAUAAUGGGGGCCAGCUGCUCUUUGGGGAUGAUGGGUACCUCUACAUCUUUACUGGAGAUGGCGGGAUGGCUGGAGACCCCUUUGGAAAGUUUGGAAAUGCCCAAAACAAGUCAGCGCUGCUGGGCAAGGUGCUGCGCAUCGACGUGAACCGCAACGAGCGCGGCCCGCUCUACCGCAUCCCGUCUGACAACCCAUUCGUGGGCGACCCCGCCGCGCGGCCAGAGGUCUACGCCCUCGGGGUGCGCAACAUGUGGCGCUGCUCCUUCGACCGCGGCGACCCGGCGUCGGGCGCGGGCCGCGGGCGCCUCUUCUGCGGCGACGUGGGCCAGAACAAGUUCGAGGAGGUGGACCUGGUGGAGCGCGGCCGCAACUACGGCUGGCGCGCCCGCGAGGGCUUCGAGUGCUACGACCGCAAGCUGUGUGCCAACACCUCCCUCGAUGAUGUGCUGCCGAUUUUCGCCUACCCGCACAAACUGGGCAAGUCGGUCACUGGGGGCUACGUGUACCGGGGCUGCGAGUACCCGAACCUGAACGGCCUCUACAUUUUCGGAGACUUCAUGAGCGGGCGUCUGAUGUCCCUCCGAGAGAACCUGGGGACAGGCCAGUGGCGGUACAACGAGAUCUGCAUGGGCCGUGGCCAGACCUGUGCGUUCCCGGGCCUCAUCAACAACUACUAUCCACACAUCAUCUCCUUCGCGGAGGACGAGGCCGGCGAGCUGUACUUCAUGUCAACGGGCGUGCCAAGUGCCACAGUGGCACGUGGGGUUGUCUACAAAGUGAUCGACCCCUCCAGGAACGAAACUCAGCUGGGUCCGUCUGAAGCGUGUGGCUAAUACGUGGAGUUCAAAGCAGCCGGAAAACCCACACUUUCUGCAGCUUGGAGAAGGGUGUGAGCUGGGCUGUGUUUCAACCUCUGGGGGGAAUGGCCCACGUCCCUCCUAGGUUUCCCUCUCUUGCCCGGGCUGUCUGGAAGCCACCCCGGGUCACGUGGCUGCUUCAGCCCUUGGGCUUCCCCCUUGUGCUCUUGGGACCCAUUGAAGUCUUGGACCCACGUGGGUUGGUCCCAGAAUAGGGUCGGUCCCAUUCAAAGACUCACAGAUCAACGGCCAGAAGCUCAUUAAAAUGGGAUUCCAUUCCUUACUUGUGCCCCUCAGAGAUGUCCAAGGAGACCCAAUUCAUAGCCCUGGCAACCCUUCUCAGGCUCUUUUCUCUCCCAGCCCUCUCCAACCUCACAUUCCAAGGCCCCCAGAGCCCGCAGCUCUGCUGCCAGCCCCGAGGCUUUCUCUCUCUCCCCACUUUAUUCUUUAGAUCGACUUAACCUUUCCCUUUGAUUCUGUAUCACCAGAAAUCCCAGAACCAGAGGGGCAGAGAGAAACCCUCCUCAGAGGCUGUGGGGAAUGGGGACCAGGGUAAAGUGCAGGAAUGGGGCUGUGGUGACAGUUACAGGAGCUGGACCGGCAGGCUGGGGAGAAGGACUGUGACAUUUGAUCACAUCCCAAGGACACUUCAUGCUGAGAAUUAGAAGUGGCCCUCCUGCUCUGCAGGCAGAGGCUGAGCGGGCACUUGGCAGGCCGUUACAGGGGGGUCCUGUCCUGGGGUUGGACUCUCGGGGUCUGGGAGGCGUGGACCAGCAGGGUCACUGCUCCGUCAGUGGCCACUGUUGUUACCACGCACACGUGCCCAGGCCUGAAUGCACACCGGCCCUUUCCCUUCCUUCCUGGCUGCAGGGGGCAGGUGAUGUCGGGGGGGACAUGCUCGGGGCGGGCUCCCAGGGU